Molecule: messenger RNA, 2176 nt
Organism: Rattus norvegicus (Norway rat)
Lineage: Eukaryota; Metazoa; Chordata; Mammalia; Rodentia; Muridae
Source: RefSeq, a predicted model, not a curated record
AUGAAGAAGAAGAACCAGAGCAGUGCAUUUGAGUUCAUCCUCCUGGGGCUCCCCAUCCGACCAGAAGAGCAAGGCAUGUACUAUGCCAUGUUUCUGGCUACAUACCUGACCACAGUGCUGGGGAACCUGCUCAUCAUUCUGCUCAUCAGACUGGAUUCUCACCUCCACACUCCCAUGUACUUCUUCCUCAGUCACUUGGCCUUCACGGACAUCUCUUUCUCAUCAGUCACAGCUCCAAAGAUGCUGAUGAAUAUGUUGAUACACAGUCAAUCUAUCUCAUAUGCUGGGUGCAUUUCCCAGGCAUAUUUUUUCUUAUUUUUCGCAGAUCUUGACAGCUUUCUUCUGACCUCCAUGGCCUAUGACAGAUAUGUGGCCAUCUGCCAUCCCCUCCACUAUACCAGAAUCAUGAGUCAGAGUGUCUGUAUCUUACUAGUUAUUGCAUCCUGGUUUUUAUCUUUUGCUGGUGCUCUUGUGCACACUCUUCUUCUAGCUCGUCUCUCUUUCUUUAGAGGUAACACUCUCCACCAUUUCUUCUGUGACCUGUCUACCUUAAUUAAGCUGUCUAGCUCAGAUACAUCCAUCAAUGAGCUGGUCAUCCUUGUUGUAGGAUCACUUGUCAUUACUGUGCCAUUCAUAUGCAUCCUGGUUUCAUAUGGACGCAUUGGAGCCACUAUCCUGAGAACUCCCUCCAUCAAGGGAAUCUGCAAAGCCUUGUCCACAUGUGGCUCUCACCUCUCUGUGGUUUCUCUCUAUUACGGAGCAAUUAUUGGGCUAUAUUUUGUCCCCUCAUCAAAUGACACUAAUGACAAGGAUGUCAUUGUAGCUGUGAUGUACACUAUGGUCACACCCAUGCUGAAUCCCUUUAUUUACAGUCUGAGGAAUCGGGAUAUGAAAGGAGCUUUGAGAAAUACAUUUUCAAGAGCGACUUUUUCCAUGUAAUUAGCUUUUUCUGCUGUACAAGUGAAGUUGCAAUCUCCCCACUAUCUAAAGGGUCCUCUCCUAUGAGAAGUGCUGUUUCUUAGUGAUUUGGGAUAUUUUCUGGCACACUUUACAGCACAUAUAGCUUUUAAUCACCCCUUUUAUGUAUUUCAUUUUCUUUCUUCCCUUUUCUUGGUCUGGUUUAUCCUGAUAGUCUUGCACAAGUUUUCGUCAAAAUCUUAACUACACAUUUUUCUUUUUAUAUAGAAUCCUUUACCUAAAAUUGCAAUUUAAUGUACUCAUUUAUUUCCUUGUUUUAUUUUUAAUCAUUUUUAAUCAUUUUAAUCAUUUUUAGCAAAGAUUGUUUUCUCCUAAUAUCUCCUAAUAUUUCUCCUUUCUGCUAAUAUUUCUUAAGGUUGGUUAAUUCAUGACAUCAUGUGUGUUUAUAAUUUAGCUAGAGUUUUCAAAAAUAAUUUUAUUUCAAACUGUAGAUAUCUUUUCAUGUUAUUUCCACCUAUUUAUUUUUAUUUCAAUUUACAUCAAAAAGUGUAUAAGUACUACAUACCUUGUAUUAUUUCUUUAUAUUCAUAGAGUUCAUAUUUUCAAAUCAUUUAGGUUAUGCUUAAUUUCUCAUUUUCAUAUGGAAAAUAGGAAUUUUUCUUGUCAUCUGGAAAAAACACAGUAUUUUUGUCUCAUUUUCCAGAAUCACUAUCCUACCAUGUAAUCAGAAGUAAUUUUUCAAUUUAACCAUUCUCUACCCUUUGAACAACCUCCCUCUGACUCUUGUCCCUAUAUGUGCACUUUCUGUUUUAUCCCCAACAGAUUUUAUCUGCAUUACUGUAAACGAAGCUAGUAUAUAACUCUUUUCCCUCUAAGUUUCUGAGUGUGUUCUCAUAUUGAAAUUGGUUUUCUGUAAAAGGCCACAACAGACAAAUCAGCAUCAAAUUCAUGAAGAAAACACAUAUUGGAGAUCUCUAGGUCCUGGGAAGUUGAAGCUCUGUAGUGAGAGAUAUUCCAAAGGAAUUCCAGAGAAUGUUGUGAUUGUGCAUACUCUGUGCCUCAUGAAGUUUAGCAUCUUCAGAUGUGAGUUGAGGAGUGGCUGGCAGGACAUUAGAAUGUCUAGGCAAUCUGAAUUGAUUCUAAUAUUCUGAGAUGUACAGCAACCCAACUGUCAUGCAUGAAUUUUAAAAUUAAAAACAAUUCUCUGCUCUUCAUACAAGUGUAUUGCUUCCUAUGUUCAAUAAAAAUAAUGCAUCUU